This is a messenger RNA of Apiotrichum porosum, 1101 nucleotides long. RefSeq lists its product as uncharacterized. Gene Ontology annotation, molecular function: metalloaminopeptidase activity. The transcript is spliced from 5 exons. The record is from RefSeq and is a predicted model, not a curated record. Bases 1 to 1101 code for a protein of 366 amino acids. Lineage: Eukaryota; Fungi; Basidiomycota; Tremellomycetes; Trichosporonales; Trichosporonaceae. Gene Ontology annotation, biological process: proteolysis.
AUGGCCACAGCCCUGCACCGUGGGGUGCAUGCUGCAGGCAGCAGCACCUCGCGCUCUCGUUUGCCACAGCGGUCGCUCAUCGGCCGUCCGGUGCCGGCUCCUUCCGUGUCCAUUCGCGGCAUCACGACCUCCUGGCCCAAGUGGCCCGUCAUGCCCUCCCCACCCCAGUAUGGCGACUAUGACGUUCUCGACGUCUCUUCAGCGAUGUCAUCGUACCCGGACCCCCUCCCCGUGCCAGACUCCAUCCGGCGGCCUCCAUACGUGCCCGCCAACUUCUUCACCGCCCCGAUUUGGGAGCAUGAAGAGACAACGGAUAACAGCGCAGCGUCCAAGAUCAAGUUGGGGACACGGGCACACGAGCGAGUCCGCGCAGCUGGACAGGCUGCGGCUGAGGUUCUGGCCGAGGUUGGAAAGCUGGUCCGGCCGGGUAUCACCACCGCACAGCUCGACGAGGCUGCUCACGCGGCCAUCUUGCGUCGCGGCGCGUAUCCCUCCCCACUUGGGUACUCGCACUUCCCGAAGAGCUGUACGACCAGCGUCAACAAUGUUGUUGCUCGUGAGCUGACUGAUCUGCAUCGACCCCUCCUCUCCACUGACAUCAUCAACCUGGACAUUACGCUCUUCCUCAACGGCUACCACGGCGACACGAGCGCCACCUUUGUGCUGCCCGAGACCGACAAGCAGGGUCGCGAUCUCGUCGAGGCGACGCGUGAGGCUCUCGAGAUUGGUAUCAGGACUUGCGGACCUGGGAAACUGUACCGUGGCAUUGGAAGGGCGAUUGACCAAGCUAACAACUCUAGGGAAUUCGCACGCAAACACGGUUAUGGCAUCAACACGCAGUUCUCAGGCCACGGUAUCGGCCAGCGGUUCCACCAGGAGCCGUGGAUCUUGCACCACCAGAACACGGGCACGGAGAAGAUGAGCCCCGGAGACUGCUUCACUAUCGAGCCACCACUCGUGCAGGGCAUGAAGACUCGGGGUACACUGUGGGAGGAUGGGUGGACAGUGACGACCGACACUGGCGCCCGUUCGGCACAGUUUGAGCACCAGGUACUCAUUACGCAUGACGGAGUCGAGGUGCUCACGCGACUGGCCGAGUAA